Messenger RNA from Acaulospora colombiana, 2076 nucleotides. The record is from the annotation of a GenBank genome assembly. Lineage: Eukaryota; Fungi; Glomeromycota; Glomeromycetes; Diversisporales; Acaulosporaceae.
AUGGAUAUGCGCCUAGGCCUACGCGUUAGCGACGAGGAGGUAGAUUCACGCGUCGCCCCGCAAUCAACCUCAUCACAAAUAGAACCUUUUUCGGCUACUUCGUCAACACCGCCCCACUCCCACGGGUCACCAAACAUUACCGACAUUUCCUCGGCAGAUGAAGAAAAAGAUGUUUGCGCCUCGAUUGGGCAGACUCAGGCUAACGAUGACGUGACAGGACCCUUGUUAUCUUCCGAUGUUACAUCACUCGAUGAUCAAGUUCAGAGUGCCAAUGUGGGUGAAUAUUUCGCUAAGGAAGAUCUCGCGUACUCGGCGCAUGAACAUUUUCAGGAAGGUGACCGUUUUGAAAACCCGAACCAUUCUAACCCAAGUUCAAUUCAGUCCGAAAACUACUAUUGCGACGAAGAGAGAUCGGACACGUAUGUUCGGGAUUUUCAAUCUUUCGCAACAGCCGCCACCUCAAAUGGUACUAACCGGGAGGAGCUGUCCGAAACGCAACAUUCGAACGACCAACUUCAUUAUCUCUUGAACGGAAACAAUCGAAAUUGUUUUGACGUUUCUUCAUCCUCCAUUAACAACAACUUUGAGCAAGAUACCUACAUAUUUAAUAGCGAUCAUAAUCAUGUCUCUUCUGAAUGGCAUUCCAUAGUCACCCGCAGCUCCAGUAUGUCAAGUCCAAAUCGACACGAAAUUUCCAAUGUCAACUCGACGCAAGGAGAUCUAUACGGUAAAGGUCAAGCCCCCCUUUUGCCGGGGCCCAUUCCAACCACAACUUCAUAUAGUACCAUCAGUCCAUAUCUUCCGGGCGACGAAAACGAGCAGAACCUUGGGCGCAGAUCACUAUAUUCUGAGCCUGUGUUUCGAUCGUGGCAGCAGCAACAGACAAUUCGCACCGAGUCAACGGGCUACCAUCGGAAAGAUACGUCGGCUUCGUUAGAUCAACGACCAAACUCGAAAUUUGAGGAAGUUUGUGAUAACGUCGAGGAAUGUAAUCAAAGGACCUUACCACUAGGAAUGAAAACCACAAUUAAUUCUCUCUCAAAUUUUCCUUCUUUCAUGGAACCUUCUCGACCAAAUUUUCAACAUCUCGCGUGUUGCGACGAUCCAUGUUGCAAGGAGGCCUGCGGAUACGACGGUAACUCAUGGAAUGGCACGGACAAUAAUUCCGAUUACGCUGCUCUCGUGCAGUAUCAACCAUCCUCGAUGGAUCAUACAGAUUCGCGUUCAAAUGUUCCCACCAUUCGAUGGAACGAAAACUUGACGAAUCAAGGGAACUCACCAAUUCCCUCUCAGAACUCUUCUUUACCCACGAACAAUCGCUACUUUCAAUCGCAGUCUCAUAAACGGGCCAUUCAAGAUAAUUUCUUUGUCGACAUGGCAUACAACGAAUCAAACUCCUCGUCAUACCUUUUGCCCACGAUCUCCAAUGUCCAAAGGAAACCAGCCAAUGACAUAUUUUGUAAGCGCACCAAAUCCAUGGUCAACAACAGCAAUUCGGUCUCGAUCAUCGCAUCGGAUGAUGGCAAUUCCGAGGAUAUGUUGAUGCCGAUAACUUCGUCCAUCGGCUUUGGAAAUCAUGAUGCGAUGAUUCAAAAAUACGAAUCAUAUCAACUUCGACCAAAAAUAGAUUUGAAUGACAACAUUCCAGAGACCCCGGAACCACCAUUCGAUGUGAGCGAUCAAAGACCCGACUCUCGACCGCGAAGGCAAAAACUAAAAUAUCCGGGGGACAUGUAUACGCCUCAAUGGGUUCGUUAUUCUGGGCAUUCGAAGGAAGGAUAUUGUGACAAUUGCAAACCUGGCAAGUGGUUGCAGUUGAAGAACAGCGCUUACUGGUAUCACAAGCAAUUUUACCACGGAAUUUCCUCGGUCUCCGGAAAAAUGUUUGUUCCGCCACUGGAGACGCGUAAAUUUGAAACUGGCGAUUGCACUGAAGGACUUUGUCAUCAGUGUAAUCAGUGGGUUCCGAUUUCCACAAGCAAGAAAAAGAAUUCAAUGCUUUGGUUCAGACACGCACAUAAAUGUCAUGUAUACGUAAAACCAAAGAACUAUCCUCCAAGUGGUAAGAGACGUUAA